GUCGUCCGUCGGUCAAACAACAUACAUUGAUGGUGGACGACAUGAUAGCGACUGUUGCAAGCACUGGAUCCAAUGUGCAUCUCGACUUGGAUGGACUCUUGUAUCUCGGUGGAGUAAGAAGAGCUUCGUACUCCUCUCUCCCCAAACUAGUGCAGUCAAGACACGGAUUCGAAGGGUGCUUAGCCUCAUUGGAUCUAAAUGGAGAGACUGUUGACCCAAUAAGAGACGCCGUUGUGCCCAGUACUUUAGUAUCUGCCGGAUGUGCAGGUCCCGUGACAAAAUGUAGUACCACCGCUUGUGCCAAUCGAGGAAUUUGUGUCCAGAUGUGGAACAGUUAUACUUGUGACUGUGAUAUGACAUCGUAUACAGGUCCAACAUGUUCUGACGAGAGUAUUUCUUACAAGUUUGGAGCGAAAGGAGGUCUUAUAUCAUUCACUUACCCUUCCGACAAAAGGCCGGAUACGAAGAGCGAUCUCUUAGCACUGGGUUUCAUCAGCUCUACAGACAACGCUGUUCUGGUUCGAAUAGACAGCGGAAGCAGCAAUGAUUACAUGGAGCUGGAAAUCGUGGAUGGCAAUGUGUUCAUGGUAUACAACAUGGGCACCGAAGAUCACCCUAUUGGUGAAUUAAGUGUGAACGUGAACGAUCAUCAAUACCACGUGGUUCGAUUCACUCGAUCAGGCCCCAAUUCCACUAUACAAAUCGACGAUCACAAUGUCAGAACAAAACAACCAGCAGGUCGUCAGCAUACGAUUUUCAACAGUCAUUCCGUAAUUCAAGUCGGUGGCAAAUUCAAUCCCAUCAAAACUCGCAUCGAACGUCCUUUCCAAGGAGUCAUAUCUGGCCUUGUCUUCGGGGGCCAUCGUAUUUUGGACAUGGCAGCAGAAGGAGAUCCGAGGGUCUCGGUGCAAGGUGAUGUGGAACUCCUCAUCUCAAUACCACCGGAUGGCGUUACAACGGGAUCCUCGACCGAUGCUGAAGGGAAAUCUACUACUCCUGAACCAGUUGAACCAACGGAAGAAGUCGUUUUUUCUGGAGCUGGAUCCGGUUGCUGGGAUGACGAAGACGCCUGCGAAUCCUCAAACAAUGAAAAACGACCAGAAAAGACCCAGAAAUUUAUUCAGGACCCAGAAAAGAAUUAUAGAAAGCUUGGUGACGAUAG
This is a messenger RNA of Stegodyphus dumicola, 1162 nucleotides long. RefSeq names its product neurexin 1-like. Gene Ontology annotation, molecular function: calcium ion binding. The record is from RefSeq and is a predicted model, not a curated record. Lineage: Eukaryota; Metazoa; Arthropoda; Arachnida; Araneae; Eresidae.